Drosophila subpulchrella is the source of this 1621-nucleotide messenger RNA. RefSeq names its product myb-like protein V. The record is from RefSeq and is a predicted model, not a curated record. NCBI's taxonomy places the organism in Eukaryota, Metazoa, Arthropoda, Insecta, Diptera, Drosophilidae. The transcript has a single exon. The coding region runs from base 36 to 1109 and encodes 357 amino acids.
AACGGCCGGCGGCGGGAGACGCAGCUUUCAGUGCGAUGCUGCUGCCGGAGCUGCUGCUACUCGGCUUGGCCGUCUCCCUGGCGGAUAGUUACGACCGGAGUGUCAACUACUGGGAAGCCUUUGCGCCCGGCAAGCUGCUCCAGCGUCUGGACGCGCUCACCGUCAGCGAUGUGGAUCAAUCGAAGGUGGCCAGGCUGCCUGAGAUGAUGCAACCCGUCCUGGCAGCCACCAAUCAAGCGCAGGCUAAGGCGGAUGAGGAUGUGGACUUGGAUGUGGAUGUCGAGGCUGAGGCUGAGGCGGAUACGGCCGACGAGGACGACGUGGACAGUCACAGUGCGGAGGCCAGCCACGAGGGAUUCUCCGGCGAGGAUUACGAGCGCAACUACGAGCAGUUCGUCAAGGAGUACUUCGAUCGGGCUGCCGACAACCACGAUCUCGACCACGACGACGACGAGGAUCUGGAGGAGGAGACACAGGCGGAGGCCACCAAUGUCAAGGACCAGCGCUGUCGACGGGUCAAGCGGAAGGAUGGCCAGCUGUGCGAGAUCUGCCGCCAGUUGAAGAACAACGAGGUGUCGGAGACGUGCAGCUACUCGCAUGACGAUCAGCCGGAGCAGUAUGCUUAUGGCAGUGGCACCCAGUUCAAGCGCUACCGCAACGAUCCCGCCGAGAAGAAGGAGAAGGAUGGACAAGAAGGGGCGGCUGAGCCGGUGGCACCCAGCAGCCUGUGCGUUCGCCGCCAGCAGGAGAACAGUGUGUGCUACGAGUGCAAGGACAGCAAGGGCCAGAAGAUCGAGCGCUGCUACGAUGUCCAGGCCCGCAAGGCCAAGACAAGCAAGAAGAAGAAGGCGUCGUCCUCGUCCUCGUCCUCGUCAACUCCCACCGCUUCACACAAACGGAAGCCGCGUUCCCAGCAGUCCCAGCAGUCGGAGCAGGAGCAGCGCAUCUACAAGCGCACCAUCAGCUACAGCUAUGCCCAGGGCACGGAUCAGCAGCAGGAGGAGCAGCCUCCUCCAGAUGGAACAACAACGGAUCUGCCGGUUCCCCGCCAACGUCGCCGGCGGCUGGUGAAGAUUACUCGCCGACGCGGACCGGUCCGAGUCCAAUGAUCUUGUUCUGUUUCGUUUUCGUAUCGCCCAACUCAUUGUAUCCCCCACUCACUAGCUUAGACUAAUUAUUACACACGUUUUUUGUUACAAUAAACCAUUUUAUAAGACCACGUUGCAUACUUGUCGGCUAAUCAGCUAGCAAAGAUUAAAAAUGAAAAGAGAAUGAAACUAAACACUGUUUAAGAUUAGGAUCCUAAAAGGUACAAUUUCAGAAGUUUUCAAAAAUGCUUUUGAAACCAUAAAGGAAGGUCCAAAAUAUGGAAAACGCAGUAAUAAAUUGUAAGGAUUUCCUGCUUCGCAAAAAUAUAUUUUAAAUUUCCUAACAAUACAAUAAUUACAAGAAAUUGUAUAUGAAAUAAAAUAUCAGGCCAAAUUGUAAUACGAAGAUAAAUAUGUAAAGAUUUGCGAAUUGAAAGGUAAAAUAUAUUCCUUUUCAAAAAUACAGAACAAAUUUAAAACCUAAGAAUUGUGUAACAAAAAUAUGAUAUAUGGAAAAUAAAAAUGUGGCAACG